AUAGGUUAGAGAAUUGCUUGUUGUUUCACAUGUUUUAAUUGUUUUGGUCUGGAGAAAAGUCUACAGUAUGUUUGUUUGAUGCUUGUGUUAUGUGCUGUUUGUUUACAUAAAUAAUGGUCAUUUAUUUUUAGCUGUGAUUUUAAAAGAGGCAGAAUCUGAAACACAUAAAUAGCCAAACCCAGCAGACGGUCUUUCCCACUUGAGUGUCUGCCAUGCAGGCUAGAAACUGAGUUCAUUUCACUGAGUUUAAGUUUCUCACUUAUUGGAAUGUUUUGCCGAAAUUUUGUAUCAAAUUCAUGAAUUUUAAUGUUCUAGAGGUUUAUCAAGUGUUGUGAGAAAAUGUGUACACAAGGCGUCGGGUCAGGAGUAUGCGGUGAAGAUUGUGGAUAAAUUGAGUGAUCACGGAAGCUGUGAUAUUGGAGAAGUCACAAAAAAUGAAGCCGACAUUUUAAAGACAUUGUCUGGACAUAAAAACAUUAGUAAGGCCAUAUAAAAUAAAUUCCUUGAUUCUCAUCGCUAAAUUUUAAAAACUUCCAGGAGGCGGGAGGUUUAUAUUUUAUAUUUUAUGUCAAAAUAUAAAAAAAAGUUUAAAAUUUAAAAAUUGGAGAGAGAGGUCUUUUUAUAUUUGCCCUUAAAUAUAUUAUAGAAGAACGCUAUAUAAGUGGAUAAUUGCACAUGCGCUAAUGAACAUGCAUAAGGGUCCACACAAAUCGUUGUAAUAAGGCUAUAAGCCCAUUUUUUCCUUCCGUAUUCCAAGCAUCCCUUAACAUGUUGCAAUAUUAACGAUAAAACAAUUUUAUAUCGCAAAAAUUCCAAUAUAAAAUAUAAAAAUAACUAAAUCUCUGAAGAUGCUCGGUCGGGCGGUAAAUUUAUAUUUUAUAACAAAAUACAAAAAUAUAUCAACGCGGAAACCAAAAUAUUACAUUGUUAAAUUCUUCUUUCUAUUUUUGUUUUGUAGUAUCGCUUGUUGAUUUUUUUGAGUCGCCGACAUAUUUUUUCCUUAUUUUUGAACUGUAAGUAUGCAGGAAUAUUAUUUUGUAUUAUAAAUGAAUCACAACGGGAAAAUUUUCUGUCCAUGGAAAAUUUUCUUGAGUGGAGAUGGGCCUCAAAAUUACAACCUUUACAUAAUUAGUUAAUUAAAUAAAUAUAUAUAUCAAAAUUGCAAACAAAUUUAACUAGUUUAUUUUUUGUAUAGUGCCGUCGGUGGAGAGUUAUUCGAUCAACUGACCAAAGAUGUAACAUUCUCUGAGAAAAGAGCAAGGUUUGUAAAGUUUCAAGCUCCCUUACAUGAGCGCUAUGAUGGGUGACAUCCGUGUUGACAAAAACGCUGCUUGGUUAUAUAAUGCCAGUAUUAUGUGCAGAAUUACUGUACACACCUUGGCUUCAUAUUGCAAAAAAUGUGUAUAAUUAUACACACCUUUUUUUCUUGGGUACCUGUUUAAAUCAACACACUGCAUGCUAUUGGUUGGUUGGUGAUACACACAUGAUGACGAACUGACCAUUUCUUGCAUAAACUAAGACAAAACCAUAGAUAAUGAGGUGUAUUAUGUCUGCAUCAAGUUUCCUAGUUUCAACUCACCUUAGGCGUAAAAAAGAAAUACCUGUGGUUCCGGUUUCAUAUCGUGAAAAAAUUAGGGUCGGUAGGUCGGAAAUAAAUAUUUUUUUUUAAAUAUUUUUUUCAUGGUUUUGGCGGGUUUUUGCCGGGCGAUUUGCAGUAUUGUCCCGACAUCAAUAUUAACUAGAGAUGCGUAUUUCCUAUGGACGAAUUUAGGCAAUUUGGUUCAAUAAUUAGUGUGACAACAGACGCCAUUUUGGCACGCUGUAUGAGCAGCCCGCAACCACCUGGAGAAAAUAGGGUUGUGCAGUCAAUUGCGUUGAAAAAAUAAUUGGGUCGGCAGGAAAAAAAUAGGGUCGGUCGGGAACCGGAACCACAAGUUGUUUUUUUUUACGCCUUAUGUAAUGCCGUUUGCAUAAAUAUUGUACUCACCUUGGCUUCCAUGUUGCAAAAGAUGUGUAAUUAUACAGUACACACCUUUUUUUCUUGGGUACUUGUAUAAUUAAAUCAACACACUGCAUGCUAUUGGUUGGUUGGGGAUACACACAUGAUGAUGAACCGACCAUUUCUUGCAUAAACCAAGACAUAACCAUAGAUAAUGAGGUGUAUUAUGUCUGCAUCAAGUUUCCUAGUAACCUUAUUCUAUGACUCACUAUGUUUCCAUGAAACAAAGCAAUAAUAAUUAUUUCACUUUGGAAUCAUACCAAGGAACUGUAGCAAUGAGUCAUCCUUUGGCUUUGGUUAUUUUGUUCUAGGAAAGUUAUGUACGAAAUAUUGACUGCUGUUAAAUACACACAUUCCAAAAAUAUUGUGCACAGGGAUUUAAAGGUAUAAAAUAUAAAUAAUUAUUAAUUAAAAGUAAUUAACAAUCGUUCCUGUUUCAAAGUUUUUUUUAAACAAGAAUGACAAGGAAAAAUUCCCUCACGUCAAGUUGCCUGACAUCCCCAUCAGGGCUCCUAUUAUUUUGUGCCUGCAAACAAUUUUCAUACCUUCAUGCAUAAUGCGUCUGCGAAAACGCAUCUUACUUUUGGUUUUCAGAUCUAAAUAUUGUUAAAAUGUCAGAAUGUUAAAAUGUGCUUGAUCCAGCCCCGUUGCUAGUUUGUUCCAGUGAGCUCUACAUACAGUAUAUAUACAGUAUACUGGUAUUUAUAUAAAUAUAUGAAGAUAAUAUGUACAUAAAACUAUCUUUUCAGCCUGAAAAUAUUCUUCUCAACGACAAAAUGACAAUCAAAUUAUCAGAUUUUGGUUUUGCUAAAGAGUUGAAAGAAGACGAAACACUCACCGGUAACUACACGCGUACAGUACAUAUACCAACCCUGACCGUAAACAUUAAAUUUUGUUUUCCUGUUUCAAAUAUUCAGAAUCAUAUGGUUCUGGAGCAACUAGAACCAAAUGCAUUGUAUGACUAUUAUUAAUAGUACAAACAUUUUCCUAUAGAAGCAUCCUGGUUGAAAAUGAGACUAAAAGCACCCUAAAUUUACUGGUUAUAAUCUAACUCUUCCAAUUCUUCCCAGUUAGGUCUAAAAACUAAACCAUGUAUAGUUUCGCAGUUCGAUCAACAAAAACCCUUCAACGAUCUGUACUGUUGAACGAGAUGUUUUAGAAUAUUUCUGGCUAUAAUUCUUUCUAGACUUGUGUGGUACUCUUGGUUAUCUCUCACCUGAAGUUCUCCGUGCCAGUAUGUACGACGAUCAACCUGGAUACGGGUUUAAAGUUGAUCUGUAAGUGUGAAGAGUCCACAAGAUAUUCAAUAUACUUGUCUGUGCUUUUACCCUCAAAUUGCCUUUGGUCCAUCUUUGUAUUUGACCCGAAUUUUUUAAAACUGCUCUUUACCAGUUGAGAGUGAUUGUUUUGAUGAGAGAAAUGGUUUUCCACAAUUUUCAGAAAGUUUGAAGUGGGUUGGGGCACUUUUUAAAUUUUCUUGAAAAUUUCCUGUGGUCUCCCCCUUUGCUCACCCUAGCCAUAGGGUUGCGUUUGGUCCCCUCGUUGCAUUUGACCCAAAUUUGACCAAAAACUGCUUUUCAUCAGUUGAGAGUGAUUGUUUUGAUGAGAUUUUAUAAAUUUGAGCUUGGAAAUGGGCGACGGUAUCUACGGAAAUGUAAUAGGGACACUAUUCAAUUGGGGAGGAUGCAUCAGAGUUGAUUGAAUAUUACUACACGUAGUAAAAACCUCAAUUCAUCAACUGUAAUAAAAAUUUGAAGCAGUUCAAAGUUGAUGUGGUGAAAGUCAAUGAGAGUUGAUUGAAUAUUACUACACGUAGUAAAAACCUCAAUUCAUCAACUGUAAUAAAAAUUUGAAGCAGUUCAAAGUUGAUGUGAUGCAAGUCAAUGAGAGUUGACAGUCAAACGCGGACGGUAGUUGUAACUCUCUUCAACUCGAAUCUUCAUUUGCCCGAAGAUUGAUUAAUAAUUAUUUUAUCUUUUGUUAAGGUGGGCCUGUGGUGUCAUAUUGUUCACGUUGUGAGUACCAUUUUCAUUCUAUAUAUAUACACCUACCAAAAUAUUUUUGCAUAACCAUGUGGUGUUAUCAAUGUUUGGGCUUGUAAUACGGUCAACAAUUGUCCAGAAAACCAUAACGAAAUUUGGUCAGACAUUUUUUAUUGCAUUCUAAUUUCCGGGAAUCUACUAAGAAACCAAGGUAUUUUCACUGUUGUUACCCUACUCACUACAUCAUUUUGCACUACAUCAUUUUUAGGUUGUCUGGGUGUCCACCAUUUUGGCAUCGAAGACAAGCUGUGUUGAUUCGUUCCAUCAUAGAAUGUCGUUACCAAUUCAGCGGUGCAGAAUGGGCUGAUAUUUCUGACUCUGCCAAAGACUUGGUACGUACAUGAGUUUUUAUUUUUUGUAUAAGACCUGCCGCACACGAGAGCUCUUGGCUGUGCUAACCCCAACGAAAGGAUGCAUUCAGCAAGUUUCUCAGAUAUCAAAUGCAAUUACUGUAGAUCUUUGUUUCGUGGCCUCGCCAGGUAAAAUUCUCAGAAAAAAACAUGUGCACAUGCAAGAGAGAGAAUAUGACUGAGAAAACAGCCUCACGAGGUUUGAUGUCAGCCAGGAGCUCUCGUGUGCGUCUAUCUUUGAUAACUUUAAUUACCUUACCAUGUAACUGUUGAUUACUUUACCAGACUGACCACUUCAUCAACUCUCAUUAACUUUCAUCAAUCGUUUCUCCCGUCAUCCACGUAAUAUCCCGUGUCCAUUCAUAAUUCCACUUGUAGUUAAAAUUGUAUUAUUUAUCUUGACAGAUAUCAAAACUUCUUGUUUCCGACCCAGAAGAAAGGCUUUCAGCUGAAGACUGUCUCAAACAUCCUUGGUUAGAGGGGGUCCAGGUAAGUUACAGUAAGCCUACAUAUGUUACACCAAGCAAUUUUUGCCAUGCAUUUUUUUUGACAUAAAACCAUGUUAUUUACAAAUUAGUCGCAGUGAAAUUGUAACCAUUGCCUUUGGUUUACUCGUCCUUAGGUUUACUCGUCCUUGAGUACGUUAUUUAGAGUAUAGAAUGCAGGUCAUGCUGACAAUUUAUCUGACAUAGUUUUAUAACACGGCUUCAUAUUAGGAAUUGCAUUGCAAGUUUCAGCAAAAAAUGUCUCGUGUGGCAUGCCCUCAGUUAAAUUUUAUCCAAAGCUCAGUGCCAAAUGAGCUUUGAACAUCUGGCCCCUGAGUUCAAUACUACAACCAGCUGAUGUUAGUACUACAUGAAACAUGUCUGUGUACUGUGUAUGGAUUUUGCAGUGAUUCAUUCAAUCAUUCAUAUCUUGACUCUUUCAUGAGGUUCCCUCGCCACUAUCUUCCUUCUGCAAAUAUUUUUUAAGUAUCUCAUCAUUAUCGUUUAUGAAUAAUUUUAUUUUCCUUCGAAUUGUUCUGAAUGUAUUUUUAUCCGUUCGUUUAGAUCACAAGACCAGUUGCUUUUGUCGGAAGAACUAAAUUUCGGGUACGUGAAAAGAUACAGUCAACGCUCUACGGAAAGUCUUGGGUUUUCUCCGGGUACUCCGCAUCCGAUCAGACAUUAUCCGUAAAGCCUGUUUUCCACUAGGCGGAAUUUUUCUUUGUCUUAUGAUUUCUCGGGUGGAACUAAUUAGAAAAGACAAAGAAAAAUUCCGCUCCACGCGCAAAAUUCCGCCUAGUGGAAAACAGGCUUAAGGUGUCUACCAGAGGCGCCCUUAGAAAGCCUUCGACUCAAUCAGGUUGAGCUGCAUCCUUUGCAAUUCAGCUUAGCUCUCAGCUGCAAGUAAGGAUGAUUACCACACCACACUUAUUUGCCCACUCUAGUUUUUGGAAAUGAAAGUUUUCGUGCGGUAAACUUUAAAUCGCUUUCAUGAACUAGAUGAAUAGUGAGGUAAUGUACUAAUGUGUAUAAAAAAAAGGUUACUCAUCCAAAAACUCGCCCAAUAUCUGUAUUUAGUAUAUACUCGCGAGGUGCAUAGUGCUUUUCACGGGAGCUGUAAUACAAAUUGUUUAUUUUCGUUGUGUUUUUUUGACAUGGUACUGUAUUAAUGAGUUAAGUAGUUUAGUUAAAUGAAUAUUUAAUAGCAUUUAUAUAAUAAUAGUUUGUUCUAUAUUACUUUUCUAACACCUCGCAGGAUCUGGAGGAGAAACUAAAUGCCGACCUGCGUAAUGUUUGUGUUUGGCUUAAUGAGAAUAAACUAACUUUGAAUACAAAAAAGACCAAAUUCAUGAUCAUUGGGGGUAGCCGUAAACUUUCUAAUAUUGAUUCCGUCACAGUCAAGGUAGCUGGCAGUAAUAUAGAAAGAGUCGAAGAAUUCUCGUAUCUUGGAAUAACUUUUUCAACUAAUAUGACCUGGACUGAACAUGUUAACCAACUCUGUUCAAAGAUCAGCAAACGUCUGGGGCUCCUGAAGAGAAUUAAGCAUCUGCUACCGCGAUACGCAAGACUACUUUUUUACAAGAGUCUUAUUUUACCUCUGUUUGACUACGGCGACCUGGUAUGGGGGGAUAAGAACAAUGACGUACUGAUGGGCAAUUUACAAAUUCUCCAAAACAAAGCAGCAAAAAUCAUCCUUGACUAUCACCCACUUUCUUCGUCUAGUGCUGCGCUGGAUGAGUUGGGAUGGAACAGGCUUCACCAACGUCGAUUUUAUCAUAGAUGUUUAUUCAUUUUUAAAUGUUUGAAUGGGCUAUCUAUGUCUAAGUUAAUCUUGAAAUCGCUAAGCGAACUUCAUUCCUAUAACACUAGAAAUAAGAACAAUUUAUGCUUGCCUAAAGUUAAACGAAAUUGGGGCAAGCAAAGGCUCGAGUACCAUGCAGUAAACGAUUGGAACACUCUUGACGAAGAGACUAGACAUUCAGACUCAAUUGCUAAGUUCAAAAUGAACUAUUUUAAAACUCACUAGUGCUGAAUUAUAACACUCAUAGCAUGCUGACGUAUAUAUACUCUUUGAAUUCUAUUUAGUUACUAUUUUUAUUGUUGUAGAUAGCUCACAGCUCUUAGUCUUACUUGUAAUUUAAACACUAGGCAUACUUUUAUUGAUUUUUAACGUUAACCUUAUUGUAAUGUGAUGGAUUUGGUUUUUAUGACUCAUAUUUAUAUAUGUAUAUUUUUAAAUAUAGGACCUCUCUGAAAAUUACUUUACGUGAGAGAGUUUCCUAUUUAAAUAUUGUCAUAAAUAAAAUAAAUAAAUAAAGUAAAUUAUAGUUUUAAAAUUGUAACAGUUAGCCAGCACACCUUUCAUGGAAAUCAGCAUAAUGUUGAAUGAGAUUAGUGUGCCAAAAUAAAGUUGAUCUAUAUCUAUCUGUAUAUGCCAAAACUUCAUGUUUUGGUGAAUAUUCUUGCACUAUCCACCUCACUUCAGUGACUAUUAUUAUUGCUGUACGCCCAAGCAGGCAUUAAAAUACGGAAUUUGUACAAGGACAUACUUCGCCUUCAGAGGCGUAUUUUUGGUAUAAAUGCGCAGACUCACGAGAACGAGUGGCAAAGCCAUAAGUUUAGCGUCGAAGGCGCGAACUUUUAAGGGGGUCUCUGAAAUGGCAUUUCCAGAGAACAGAAUUUGCAAAAUCUUUGGCCAUUUUGCGUGGAUUACAUUAAUAUAUUUUCAGUUUAAUAUAUUUUCAAGUACACACUUUUCAAUUUACAAGGGCACAUUCGCCUUUUACAAGGACACAAAGUGUGUACAAGGACACGCUAUUUUAAUGCCUGGCCCAAUUUGUCAUUUUAGGGAGUGAUGAUUGCUGUGCGUACAUGCCUCGCUUUGCGUCAAAUGAUGCUGGAUAAACAACUUAUCACAAUGGAAAUGGCGAAGAAUGCUCCAUACAAAGUAAAAACUUUCAGAAAACUCAUCGAUGGUUGUGCCUUCAGGAUAUAUGGUCACUGGGUUCAGCGUAAACGAGAUGACAUUCAAAACAGAGGGGCGCUGUUUGAGAAUCGUCCCAAAAUGGAAGUUCUCAAUGGUGCUAACACCUGCAGGACUAACGACCGCAUGGACUCGGAUUUUGUUUAUAGUUUCACCCAUAGGUAACGAAAGUUGUGGUGACUGUGUAUAGUUUUACCCCUAGGUGACAAGGGUUGUAGUGUUUAUAUUAUAGUUUUAUAGUAAGUCACGAGAAAUGCCAACUCUGUAGCCCAUUGGUCAGAGCGCUGCACCGGCGGACAUAUACAUAUUGGCGUAAGGCAUAAGGUACUAUGCACAAUAUUUCACGGCAUGGUCUACUUUCCAGACCCCGUUGAAGAUAUAAGAAAUCCAUUUAAUAAAUAAUGCUUAUAAGUAAGUCACAAACGAGAGAUCCCAGGCGCAUGUAGAGGUCGUAUUCGGAAGUAAAUCGCGCAAAAUUAAUCGCGCAAACUUUGUUACAUGCUGACUUAUCAAAAAUAGUACUCAAGUACAGUAACGAAGUACAUUUACUUCGUUACUUGACACAGGCUUGACACCACCGUUCUCACUACUUUAGUUCUACAGGCCUCAAAUAAAUUAUCGUUUCCCGGACAAAAAUUACCGGCAAUCACGGCUAGGCUGUAAACCACGUUUGACUACGCCGUGAAAUCCGUCAUUUCACGAGAACAAACAUUGGCACGGCUCUCGAAAAUACCCUUUAAUUUACCACCCUUUUUGUACUGCUGGAAAUCCUAGUUCAGUAAACGUUUUUGCCUUGAAUUUCAUGCCAUCUAUAACUUAAUUGUUUUCCAACUCGUACCCAGGCAAUAGUCACGUGGCUCACAGAAAAUUGAUUAAGCCUAAGGGGGUGAGGAAAAGUAUUUUAAUUUAGCACCCAGAAUCUGGGAGCCGCGUAAUUACACACUAAUAGGCGUACUUAAUUAAAACAAAAUUAGCGCAUACAAGUUUUAACGCCAACUCUAACCCUAACAAAAACUAAUCUUAAUCUAGCACUAAUCUAAACUUGAUGACCUUUUUUAAUAACCUUAACAUGAUCUAACCCUAAUCUAAUCUUAAUCGGACACUAAUUUAUACUUGAUGACCACCUUUUUUUUUAUUAUUUGGGGGGGGGGGUCUCCCCCUUUAAUAGUGUCCGAAACUGGUUAUUCCAAUAAAUGCACAGCAUCUGUACUGACAAGAAAAUCAACCCAUCGCUUUUCGUAAAAUAUUUUUUACGUUUUUGGAGUGACAGUGUUUGAAACUUCCCUUCUAUUAAACGUAAGGUAAGACCGAUGCAGGCUAUCGCUAAUAUAAGUUGACAACCAAACUUGUAUUCUUGUAUUUUUUACUCAAGAACUUUGCACUAAGAA
Messenger RNA from Paramuricea clavata, 9247 nucleotides. The record is from the annotation of a GenBank genome assembly. Lineage: Eukaryota; Metazoa; Cnidaria; Anthozoa; Malacalcyonacea; Plexauridae.